AUGGAUUGGAAACGAAAGAUUCUCUGGGUUUUACUCUUGCUAACCAGCACUCCUAUCCAUUUAAUUUACAACUCGGCCGUCUUUACCUCUAUGUCCACACAAGACUAUGGAGUUAUCGUUGUUCCAAAAAACUACUCCGAGAAUGACUCCUUAGUUAAUGAUGUCCUCUCAGAAGAUGCAUUUCGGGAUUUUGUUGGGUUCUAA
This is a messenger RNA of Penicillium angulare, 204 nucleotides long. RefSeq lists its product as uncharacterized. Lineage: Eukaryota; Fungi; Ascomycota; Eurotiomycetes; Eurotiales; Aspergillaceae. Bases 1 to 204 code for a protein of 67 amino acids. The transcript has 2 exons. The record is from RefSeq and is a predicted model, not a curated record.